GAGAUAUUUGAUUUCUUAACACAAAUACAGAAUUUGUCUCAAAACUAGUAUUAGUUUGACAGAACAACAAACUAUAUUGUAGAUCUGUCCCACUCACUUACCAACAUGAGCUAAUUGCAUUUAAUACAAAGAGUCGGAUUCAAGAUUUUAAGUUUAUAGGUUAUAAAUUCCACGCAAGAUAACUUACUAAAUUCGAAAUUGAUUUCUUUAACACAAAUACAACAUCUGUAUCAAAGCUACCGAGUUUGACUGGAUCUGGUUAUAAAAUACACAAAAACCAAGACAAGUGUAUGCUGUAGUACUUAAAAGAUUAUUCUCUCUUCAUUUUGUUGUUUACUUCACAUACUUUUUCAUCAGGAGAGAUAUGGGAGAGGUGCCAAUGGGCAAAGGCCAUGAAAUUUUGCAAUUCACCAAUCAUGUUGUUCAAGGUAGGUGGUUCUCUCUUUUUGCCUCUUUUCUCAUCAUGGCUGGAGCAGGUGCUACUUAUCUGUUUGGAACUUACUCUAAAGAAAUAAAGGCUUCACUUGGAUAUGACCAAACAACACUUAAUCUCUUAGGAUUCUUUAAAGAUCUUGGUGCUAAUGUUGGAGUAUUCUCUGGUUUACUAGCUGAAAUAACUCCAACAUGGUUUGUUUUACUAGUUGGUGCAGCCAUGAAUUUCACUGGCUAUUUCAUGAUAUGGCUCUCUGUUGUUCGCAAAGUCUCAAAACCAAAAGUUUGGCUUAUGUGUAUGUACAUAUGUUUAGGGGCCAAUUCGCAGAAUUUCGCGAAUACGGGGGCUCUUGUUACAUCUGUUAGAAACUUCCCUGAAAGUAGGGGAAACAUGAUAGGUUUAUUGAAAGGGUUCACUGGUCUAAGUGGUGCUAUAAUGACACAAUUAUACUUAGCUGUAUAUGGAAAUGAUGCUAAAUCACUCAUUUUGCUUAUAGCUUGGCUACCACCUGCAAUAUCUGUGAUUUUCGUGUACGUGGUUCGUGAAAUGAGAGUCGUUAAGCAGCCGAAUCAGCUUAGAGUUUUCUACUAUUGCUUGGCUAUAACAAUUUUGCUAGCAUUAUUUCUUAUGGUCAUGACAUUGGUGGAAAAAGCAAUUCAUUUUACUCAUGCUGCUUAUGUUGUAAUUGCCACUAUUGCUUGUGCGUUGUUAUUUCUCCCUCUUUUAGUUUUCGUUCGAGAAGAGUUAGGUGUCUUUCGUCGAAAGAAUUUGCCUAUUGAUCCUCCACAAGUAGUAGUAGUACUAGAGAAACAAGAUAAAUCUAUAGCCUUGGAAACCAAGAAAGAAGAUAGUCAAGAUACUAAUAAUUCUAAGUGUUUUUGGUUCAAUGAUAUUUUCUUCAAUAAACCAGCAAGAGGUGAAGAUUAUAGCAUAUUACAAGCAUUGUUAAGUACCGAUAUGUUGAUUUUGUUCGUUGCUACGUUCUGUGGACUUGGGACGAGCCUGACAGCUGUCGAUAACUUGGGACAAAUCGGAGAGUCUUUAGGAUAUCCAACAACAACAAUUAAGUCCUUUGUGUCACUUCUUAGCAUAUGGAACUUUUUUGGGAGAAUUUUCGCAGGAUUUGUAUCCGAGACCUUACUUGUUAAGUACAAAUUCCCUAGGACACUUAUGAUGACAUUAGUCCUUUUGUUAUCUUGCAUUGGCCUUCUACUCAUCGCAUUCCCAUUUCCGGGAGCAGUCUACGUGGCAUCAGUGAUAAUCGGGUUCUCAUUUGGAGCGCAAUUGCCUUUGUUGUAUUCGAUCAUUUCUGAGCUUUUCGGAUUAAAGUAUUACUCCACAUUGUUCAAUUGUGGCCAACUGGCUAGUCCUCUUGGCUCAUACAUAUUGAAUGUGAAGGUUACUGGACCGCUUUACGAUAGACAGGCAUUGAAGGAUCUUGCGAAAAAGGGGUUAACUAGAUCAUCUGUUAAAGAAUUGACGUGUAUGGGGAACCAAUGUUAUCGACAGGCUUUUGUUAUCUUGGCAAGUGUCGUGUUUUUUGGCGCGCUAGCCUCGUUGAUUUUGGUUGCAAGGACUCGGAAUUUUUAUAAAGGUGAUAUAUACAAGAAGUUCAGAGAGCAAGCUGAGGCAACUGAGGCAGAAAUGGCUUCAACAAACAGCAAUAGGAUACACUAAGAACAUUUUGAAGAGACAAAAAAUUUUAGGAUGUACUAAGUAGGGCAAAAUAUUUGGCCUAUGUAAUACGUAGUUUUUUCUUGAUAAUUUAUGUAUCAAUUGAUUAUGUAUCAAUGAUUUGAAAGGCAAAUGGUCUUUGUCUAUCUGUUUGUGUAUGCAUUCAUAGAAAUAUAGUAUAUUGUUGACCA
Molecule: messenger RNA, 2298 nt
Organism: Lycium ferocissimum
Lineage: Eukaryota; Viridiplantae; Streptophyta; Magnoliopsida; Solanales; Solanaceae
Product: protein NUCLEAR FUSION DEFECTIVE 4
Exons: 1
Coding region: 365-2110 (581 amino acids)
Cellular component (GO): membrane
Source: RefSeq, a predicted model, not a curated record